GCCCUAGCGCAGAGAAUGGCGAGCGCGAGAGCCGUGGUGUUUGGCUCCCCGACACCCACCCCCGUCCGCCCCCUCUCCGACUGUAGUACCUCGUGGGCGACGCAGUCGGAGAAGCAGGAAAUGUGUCAGCCCGAGGAUGACCUGUACCGGCGGCGCCAAGCGGCUGGGUGGUCACGGCAGCCUCCCUGGAGGCGGCGGCGGCCCGGGCCCGGAAUAACUCAAGUUACCUUUACUGGAAGUCAGUUUGCUGAAAGUACUGAAACUGCAGUUCUUAAAGUUGAAGAAAAGAAGGUUCAGUGCCUUGACCAGAGGAGCGUGGGUCCUUCCAAAGCCUCUCCAGACGCACCCUCCCAGCAUUGCCCAGGAAAGAUGCGGCAGCUCAAAGGGAAGCCCAAGAAGGAGACGUCCAAGGACAAGAAGGAGCGGAAGCAGGCCAUGCAGGAGGCCCGGCAGCAGAUCACCACGGUGGUGCUGCCCACGCUGGCCGUGGUCGUGCUCCUGAUCGUGGUGUUCGUGUACGUGGCCACGCGUCCCACCAUCACCGAGUGAGCGCGUGGGGUGAACUCCCCCAGCAGGGAGCCGAAGCCCGGGAGGGGGAAAACGAAAGAGAAAUGGCUUUGGUAUUCAGAGAUUUUCCUGAUGCUGAGCUCCAGGCUGGAGCACCCUGUCUUCUCUGGUCUUUGACUUGAUUAAAGUUUCUCCAAUUUCCCUGGGAGGGAAUAGGGAACGUUUUAUCAGUGAACGUGCCAUACACCUUAUGGUCCACUUCAUGUGCCUUUCAGACUUCAAAGCAGUGUGUGUGUGUGUGUGUAUGUGUGUGUGUGUGUUUCUUUCUCGCUCCUGAAAUCAAUAUGUAGCUCAACCUGGUGAGAGGAGGAAUCUUCUGGGUCAUGAAUCAGUUGGAAUCAGUGCUUACCCCAUCCCCAUUGUUUAGAACAUGACUCUUUGCCUACAUGUGUUCACAAUUUCCAAAGGGACUGUAUUUCUUCUCUGUGCUUAAUGUGAUUUGAAAUAUGUCGACUCAAAAGUGAAAUAUUUAUUUUUUGAAUAAAGGAGAUAAUAGCCUUAAA
Messenger RNA from Mustela erminea (ermine), 1070 nucleotides. RefSeq names its product single-pass membrane protein with coiled-coil domains 4 (gene SMCO4). The record is from RefSeq and is a predicted model, not a curated record. The coding region runs from base 16 to 549 and encodes 177 amino acids. The transcript is spliced from 3 exons. NCBI's taxonomy places the organism in Eukaryota, Metazoa, Chordata, Mammalia, Carnivora, Mustelidae.